AUGCGCGUAACAAGUAUUGAAGAAGAUGAUGUUGAAAAUUUAAGGCUAGCUGCUCUUAUGACAUUGAAAAAAAAAUCAUAUUCACCAUUAAAUACACAAAAUAGAAUACAAAAGUCAGAAAAAUGUUUUCCUUGUAGUAGUUCAUAUAAUACUUCUCCUAAAAAUAAUGAAGAAUGGAUUCCUACAUCAAAUAAAUUGUUCAGUAAACGUGUAAAUUUAAAAAAAUCAGCUUAUCCCAAUAGUAAUUUGAUUUCUAUUAUACCAUCUGAUAUUGAUUGUGAUUUUCAAAGUGAUUUAACUAAUUCUACACUUACACUUACUUCUGAGGACAAAAAGUCAUCAAAUAUUCUAAAUUUGAAUAAUGAAGUAUCUACUAAAUUCAGUAGAUUAGAACAUGAAUCUGAUUCUCAAGAAAGCGAAGACAGUGAAUCAGAAAAAAAUGAAAAAGAAGAAUCAGAUGAUUGUGAUAUUUUAUCUUUAGGUGAAAAAGAUAAAGAUUUAGAUGAUCUCGAAAAAUUAAUGGUUAUUAUAGAGGCUGAAAUUGCUAGUAAAGACGGUGAAUCAUCUAUAAAAGAAAGUUCAAAUUUAAAAACAAAUAAUAAUUAUGUAGUAAAAAAUCCUACUGAAUUGAAUGUUGACAAGAAUGAACCUAUUCGUUUAAGUCAACCUAAGACAAUUGAAGAUUUUAAAUCACAGUUAAAUCCACUUAAAGAAGAACUUAAAUCUGUGAUUGAUUUAAAAACAAAUAUAAACUCUACAUCUCAAAGUACUUCAUUAAAAUCAUGUGUCAUUUUAAAAUCUCCAAUGGCGUUUAAUAGAAAGAGAUCAAAUUCUCCUUAUAUUAAAUAUUUAAAUAGAUGUUCUACUACAGUUGAUCAUUCAAAGCUUCAAACUAGAUCUUCAUCUCCAAGAAGGUUAUCACCAAUAAAAGAAAAAAAUAUUUCUCCAGUACAAUAUUCUCCUAAAAAAUCUCAGAAUCGUUCAUCAUCUUUAAACAAAACACAUAGUUUUGUAUCAAAAGUUCCAUUGCCUAACAGAAGACAAUUAUCUCCAUUUCCUAGAAAAAGUAGAUCUCCGCUCAAAAGAAAAUCAAGAUCACCAAUUAUUAGCACUACUAAUAAAAAAUCUUAUAGCCAAAAAAAAUUACUAAAUAAAUCAAGACUAAUAUCUCCUACUAUUCUAAAUGUUGAUAAUAAUGAUAAUUUACAGAAAACAAUUAAAGUUAAACCUGUCGAAAAAGAAGUGAAAUUAAGACAAUUUGAUUCUGCUUUAGAAGCUGUAGAUGAUAAAAAACUGUCUGUACAACAUACUGAUUUAGUUGAUCUGAGAACAGAAAUAAAAAGACGAAGAGCUCUUCGAUUAAAUAUGAAUCAAUUGGAUGUAAAGAAAAAAUCAGAAUCAUUUUAUCCUACUCGAUUGUUACAGUCUGCAAUUAAAGAUGUAGUUGAUUCAAGUGCCAAUGAAGAAAAAAGAGAUAAAUGUUCUAACAAACCAGAAAUUAAAGUACCAACUGAAGUUAAUUCAAGAAGUCGACGGAUUGUUUUACUUAAAGAAAGUAAGUAUAUGUUAUUUUUUUCUUUUUUGUUAAUAUUAAAUGAAGAUGAUUAGAUGAACUAAUUUAUA
Molecule: messenger RNA, 1623 nt
Organism: Rhopalosiphum padi (bird cherry-oat aphid)
Lineage: Eukaryota; Metazoa; Arthropoda; Insecta; Hemiptera; Aphididae
Exons: 8
Coding region: 1-1608 (535 amino acids)
Source: RefSeq, a predicted model, not a curated record